Molecule: messenger RNA, 6596 nt
Organism: Strongylocentrotus purpuratus (purple sea urchin)
Lineage: Eukaryota; Metazoa; Echinodermata; Echinoidea; Camarodonta; Strongylocentrotidae
Product: cytochrome P450 26B1
Exons: 11
Coding region: 621-1913 (430 amino acids)
Biological process (GO): sterol metabolic process
Molecular function (GO): oxidoreductase activity, acting on paired donors, with incorporation or reduction of molecular oxygen; iron ion binding; heme binding
Source: RefSeq, a predicted model, not a curated record
CAGAUCUAUCGAGAGCAUCCGCACCGCUGCUUUAAAAUCGAAAAUAAUUGACCACGGACUCGCAGUACCAGCACAUUAAGGCGGAUUUUGAUUAAUAAUACUCAAUUCAAGUGGAUAGUAAAUGUGUCAUCAGCCUGCAGCAUAUAUACUUCUGGCAUCUACUACUAGAGCAUCCCCCACCCUUAACACAGUUCAAAAGGGGACUGAAGGAAUGACACGAGGCUAAGGCCAGAGUAGACAGUAUACACAGGGGGAACGUUUUACCUGCACCACCACACUUUUACUUAUUGACUACCUACUAGAACUUAGAAGGACAGUUUUGCAGCCACACCCUGCACACUGCACAAAAUCACCGCACAAAUUAUGAAGAUACUCUAUCAAGAGGCCGGUACUCAACUGGAAGAAGAUACUGGUACAUUCAUCUUCUGACUUGAUUCCUAUCAGGAUGCUGCUGUAAGAAGUAAGAAUCUGUUCUUCAAUCAUUAUCAUCAUCAUCAUCAGGUUAUUGCCAUUAUCGUCAGCAGCAGCAGCAACUUCAGCAACAAUUUCAUCACCAUCAUCAUCACCACCACCAUCACCACCACCAUCACCACUGGUAUCAUCCUCCUCUCCCCAUCACCAUGGCAACUCUUAAAGGGAAGAUUGGCUACCCCAUCCUCGGAGACAGCUCUGUGGAGUUCUACCGCAAUGUACCGCUAUACGUCAACAGCCGAAUCGAGGAGUACGGAGCCAGGAUCUUCCAGGCGAGGAUUCUCAACAAACCCACCGUCUUUGUGUGCUCAGCAAAUGCAGUCAAGGAGUUAUUGACUGAACACCACACUAAGAUGGAUCUGGGAUACAAGGCCAUGCUUCACCAUCUCUAUGGCGAUAACAUCAUGUUUGAAGAAGCAGCCGAGGCAAACAGACUUCAUGCUCUCAUGCACCACGUCUUCAUCCAGAAUGCCCUGCUAAACUUUGACAGCAUCGUCCAGAAGUUCAUCCAGAGGCAUUUCAGUGAUUUGCAUUCCAGGCCCUCUGUUCAGGUGUAUGAGACAUUCAAACUGUUUGCGACUGAGCUCAUGUUGGCGCUGUUCCUUGACCUUGACGUUUCUGAUUCUGCAGACCUGGUUCAUGAUGUAGCGUCGUUGGCAACCACACAUUGGCAUGGAGUGAUUUCUGUUCCCAUGAACUGGAGUGUUUCAUAUUGGUCAUCAUCCUGCAAACGAGCUGUAGAAGCAAAGGACAAACUAUUGGAGCGAAUACGAGAUCGUCUCGCCAGCCAGACAGACGAGGGCUCUUUCCUAACGAGGGCCAGGGAAGCUGGAUUCAAGGACCAUGCAGAGCUUGAACAGCAUAUCCUGCCCUUUGUAUCAGCAUUGGUCCCUAAAGCAAUAGCUUCCCUCCUGGCAUCUUUCACUCUUGCUCUCUGCUCUGAAAACCAGGAAGACAUGCAAGAGAAGGCAAGAGAGAGCAGUGAUUAUCUGGAUUGGUGUUUACUGGAGACGGAACGGCUCUGGCCUCCGGUGCUAGGAGGGAGAAGACUCGUCAGAGAGGAUUUCGUGCUGGAUGGCUACAAAGUCCCUAAAGGCUACGCAGUCAUCUACGUCUCAUCCAUCGCCCAUAGAGAUCCUAAUGUAUUCAAGAACCCAAACAGCUUUGAUCCAACGAGAUGGGCAAACAAGCGCACUGAGAAGGAGAAACUGUUAUUUUGCUAUGGUGAUGGGCCAAGGUGCUGUGUUGGUACAUCCCUCAUGAAAAACUUGAUCAAGAAGGUGAGCCAAUACUUGGUGGGUCAUUACAACUGGACAUUAGGUGACCAAGAGGAAGAUCUUGAUUACAAAUGGCUACCCAUGGCUAGACCAAGAGAACUCUCCGUCAGUUUCACUAGAAUCGACCAAUCAGAGGCCUCAUCUGAACUGGCAGGGAGCGACUAGCCUAUGGGCACAGAAUCUACUUUGAAACUCGAACACAAUCAGAUGAAACCUUGCGCCUUGAGCCUAGCCUGGCUGUCAGGAGCUGAAUUUUCUGUCACCUUCACUUGAUUUGACCAAUCAGAGGCCUUGUCUGAACCAGCACAGAGCGACAGUCCUAGUCAUAGGAACAUCUCUUCUUUGACACCCAAACACGAUGCCAUAAAGCCGAGCCUAGCUCCAUUUUGUCAGUCUUGGGCUGCGCUGCGUCAAGAGCAGUGACAACACAUGGCUUAUGGAUGGACUGCAAUCUCCUUAGUCUUGCAUUUCAGACCCUCUAUUACGUGUUAUCAUAACUUGCUGUUCUUGUAUAGAGCAGAUCACAUAACGAUAUGACAUCUCUAUGCACUUGCAGAGGAUGUGGCAUAUUGUUCCCCCCCACUUUAAAUCUGGCUGCUUGGCGCAUUCAAUUGGAUUGGAACCCUGUACUUUAUGAAUCACAGUUCAGAUACUUAUCCACUGGACCACUAGUUAGCAAAAUAAAUGGCUAGUUUAUGUUGGAUUGUGAUGGUGCAAAGCUAUUGUGCAAGAACUUUCCUAUGAGAGAGGUCCAACGAAAAUAACAGCACCAAAAAUGAGUGAUGGUUACUGAUGAUCAUUACGAGUGAGAUUGCAUAAUUAAUAAUUGUGAAGUAAAAUAACCUUAAUUAAAAGCAUUAUUACGUUCAAAGCAGCUUUUCCCCCUUUUUUGCAAUUCAGAAAGAAUUUUAAAUCAUUGUGCAAUCUACAAAUAUACUUCUUCUUCCACCUCAUGUAAUCUGUUAAGUGCUAUGCAACCAGUCACUUAACCAUGUGGAUAUUAAUAAAUACAAGAACAAAGAUGAUAUAUUUUUACUAAAAUUACAAUAGCUACUCAACAUACAGUUGUAAUCAUGUCAUAAAAACUGCCAAUGGAUGAGAGUAGCUAUGCUGUACUGGAGUUAUCAAAUUUUGUUUUGUCGGGGAAAACAAAUAUGUUCGAAACUUGAAGAACUCUCUAAUGAAUUUGCUGCAUUCACAGUUUUGCGGACAUGUUAUGAUUUAUUAAAGAAGUUGUUCAUACAAAGUAUUCAUGAAAUGUGUUCUGAAGCGUAAGAACUCUGAAAAUAAACUUGCCUAAGAUAUGCCUUAAUUUUGAAAUUUUGUAAGCCAAGACUGUAAAUUUAGAUUGAUGAAACCUAAAAUGGGCAACAAAUGGAAUGUUGCAAUGUAAUUCAGAUCUGAUAUGUGUACCCAUACAAAAUGUAAUCUAAAGUCCAAGAAGUUGAUAAAUUGUUUGUUUUUAGUAUAUGGCAAUGAAAUUCUACGCAAGUAAUAAAUCAUUCCGAACUUAUGAGAUCAUUGUAAAUUAAGUUGUUCAUAUCAGCUGUAAAACUCAUACAUGAUCUGUUUGUGGAAAACUGUUAACAUUACCUAUAGAAGUUGUUAAGUUUAUUCUAUUGUCACUCUGUAUGUUAUUGAUAUUUGAUAUGUGUUAUAUUUUCAUUAGCAGUACUAUUAAUCUAUGUGUGUCUUUUUCUAUUAGGUGCUUUCGUAUUUGUAUAAAGAGACUGAUUUCUUUCACUACUUAUAUUUAAAACAAUGUUUUGUAGAAAGAUGUGUGAGAAACAUUUAUAUUUUUCCUUAUAUCAUUCCAAAUACCUCAAAUCAUGUUACUGUCAUUUCUUGUGUGGAUAUAUUGAACUACUUGUAGUAGAUAUCACUUUAAAAACGAAAUAGGAAGACAAGUUUCCUAGAAUCCUAGUGCAUACUUUACCAGAGCUGCCAACCCAUACGAUUUUUAGAAGUAAAUACAACUGUAGCAUCUUCAUCAAUAAAAUAAUUUUUUCCACAAAAAAAAAACAAAAAACACACACCAGUCAUGACGAAAUCAUGCAUAUUCAACCAAUGAUACAUCAAAAAUAUUCUUCCUGUAUGUAGGAACUUAUGCAAAAACAUCCAUGUUCGCGGUGAGAAAGUACUAUCGAUCAUGUUUUGGGGAAAAGAAUAGGAUUUUUGUUCAGUUGAGGUUGGCAGCUCUGUAAGAGACAUUGAUCUGCGUAUCAGUCUGCGUUUUUUUAAAAUACAAUAUUAUUCAGUAAAAUACACCUUUUAGGAUUAAAGAAUACAGCUUUUGAAUUCCAGAGGUUGGCAGCCAGGUCUGCUUUAGAAGCACAAAUUUUCUUUGAGGCUGGUAUUGAUAUGCAUUGUUUGCUGAGAACCAGAAGGGUCUUUAUUUGUAUACUUUGAUGCAGAUGAUAUGUUGCAUGUACACGUAGGAUUGUUUCAUUAAGUGUGCAAUACAUGUGGUUCCAUAUUAUGCAACUCACUCAUAGAUCAAAAUCAAAUGAUUUAUUUUAGUAAAAUGCAAUCCAUUUAUUUUACUGAGACUAUCCCAUGCUCUUUCAUGAAAAAAAGUGGAAUAGUUUCCAGAACUAUCCAACAAUUUUUAAGUAUGCAAUGCGCAUCAGUGCGCAUCAAGGUUAGUGUGCUUAUACUGUGUUUUGGCCUACGUGUAUACUUACACAGCACUGCACAGAAAAAAGCGUAAAGAGGUUAGUGUACUUAUCUGUGUGUGCACUAAAGUAAGCCUAUUAACAUUGGGGCUUAUUUGUCAGUGGUAAUGACACAAAACAAUCUUGAAAUUAAUUAUUUUGUAAUAUCAAAUAACUAUGGUCUAGGAGUUUCGACGCAUGAAACAAAUGAUGCGUGUUUUCAUUUGUUCAUUACAGGAUCUAUCACUCUCGUUGAGGCUGUAUAUGAACCUAUCGUACAUAUAUCCUAUUAAUGCCCAGGGGCGGAUCUACAGGGGGGGGGGGGUUAAGGGGUUAGAUCAACCCAUUAUGCGGCUACAGCCUCAACUCAAGUGUAGGUAGAUCUUGUAAUGAACUAAUUUGCAUGCAUCAUUUGUAUGGUAAUGUUCAUUGCUGCUGCAUCUCAUGGAACUUGCCAUGAAUUUCAUAUCUGCACAAAAUGUAUUCUACUCUACUUUAUUUCAAAUUUGAUGUUUUAUAUAUGUGAUAACCCUUAAUUAUAUUUGAAUUUAUCAAAGAAUAGUUUAUAAAAUACUAAAUUAUCUAAUUAAACAAUGAGAUGUUGAUGUAAAUGCAUCAUGUGCUACAUUUACAUGUAGGUCUAUUUAAAUCCUUUAAUGAUAUGAUGCAUUUUAUAGGACAAUAAUCAUGGAAUUUGUGAAAAUUAAUGCCAUGUAUAAUACAAGAUUAAUGAAUGCUGCAUGUACCCGGUACUUUUUAUAUCCAGCUUAAUUGCUGUAUUAAAUAAGUAUUAAACUUGACCAUGAAUCUUAAUAAUUCAGAGCACAAUAUAUUUUCUCUGUGACAUGAGAGAAACAUUAAUCGCUUCAUUCUUUUAAUUAAAUGUAAUGUUAAUUGUUAUUGUGUAAAGUGGGGGCACGCUACAAGAGUCCUAUCUCGCACCCCGGGGCAACGUGUCUCACACGGCCGGUUGUAGCAACUACUCUGAAGAUCAAGAUACAUUCAUCUGAUCUAAGGAGACACGAACGAACGAGAGCACAGACAUACAUCAUCUGAUUGGAACCAGAAGGACUUUAACUCGUAUACUGUUAGAUUAAACACAGAGUUAACACCCUUCUGGCUCUGAACAGAUGUCAUGUAAUUGGUGUUUAAUAUUACACUCUACAUCAUGCCCUGUGAGGCCUUGGUGUGCUAUUUUAAGCCCUACUGUACUACUUAUAGCUACUUGCUCCCUCUAUAUAGAAAACAAUGCCUAAUCGGUGCCUGUUGGUCCCUUAUGAUCCUCUUUUUCUUAUGUUAGUUGAGAGCUGAGUUCAUGAGAUAGCCACCUGUCAGUGACCUCGCUGGGUGGUCUAGUACAGAUGGUCUUUAAGUGUGGUGCAUGUAGGUGUCUGAAAUAUGCUAAAUUUGUAUAAAUGUGUGCUCUUAGCUAGUAUGCGAGAUUAAACCCACCCCAUAGUUUAUAAAUAGAAUGGCAAAUGAUAUUAGUAAUACGAAGAGUACAUGUUUGAAUAAUUGUCUCAGGAAGAUCAGAUUCCCCUCAAUGGAGAUACUUGUAGAUUGUGCUAUUACCAUGUAAAUGACGCCUGGCUGGAAGACUCCCCAGGGAGUGGAGAAUGUGCAUACAUUGUGUGUGGGUAAGCCUGAAUCCAAUGAACGGGUAAUAUAUCUGUAAAGCGCUUUGAGAGGGCUUGCGGUCGUGAAAAGCACUGUAUAAGAAUGAACUAUUAUUAUUAUUAUUAUUAUUAUCACAAUCAUCACAAUGAUAGCAACAUGUAUUUAAAUGUUUUAUGCAAGAUCAAACUCACCUGUUUGGUAUAUAGAAUGAAAGAUUAUUAGUGUAUAGAGUUAAAAAUAAUUAAAGAAUUGUCUAAGGAAUAUUAUAUUUCUCUACAUAGACUCGGAUCAUGUUUUUAAUAUGUAAAUGAUUUCACAAUGAUAGGUAUAUGUAUUCAACAGUUCUAGGCUGUCUCGUAAUUAGACACUGGGGCCAACUCAGACUCAGUGGAAAAUCAUGGUUGAGUUAUCCAGGAGAGCUGAAUUGAUCGCAAGUACUCAGGUUAAUUUUGCAUCCAGUCUAUUACGUCUUUUAGAAAAACUCACAUUAAAAUUAUUCUAUAGGAAUGUGUAUUAAAAUAGUACCAACAAGUUAAGAAAGUUUGAAAUAAAUAAAUUCUUCAAAACAUGAAAUGUA